This is a messenger RNA of Gossypium raimondii (Peruvian cotton), 996 nucleotides long. RefSeq lists its product as uncharacterized. Lineage: Eukaryota; Viridiplantae; Streptophyta; Magnoliopsida; Malvales; Malvaceae. The transcript has 9 exons. The record is from RefSeq and is a predicted model, not a curated record. Bases 117 to 743 code for a protein of 208 amino acids.
CAAAACAAGCGAACCAUCAGUUAAAUUUUAUUUUUCUUCCUUUUUCUUGUCGAAAACCCAGACAAACAAAAAAAAUUUCUUUGGGCAAAUACAGUGAGCAGAGCACAAAGCAGAAAAUGGCUAGUAGAUUCCUGUUGACUGCUGCUCCAUUUCUACCUUCCCAAAGAAAUGAAAUGAAUGGUCUUUUGGGACAAAUGAGGAGCUCAUUCCAUGGCAAAGUAGGAUAUAAGCAAAGUUUUUUAAGAAGAGAAUGCAAUAGUCCUCGUGGAGGCAGACUUCUUGUUGCAUCAGUGCUAGGAAGGAAGGUCCAAAAGAAAGAAACUGUGGUUCCUGACCCAGAUUAUCGCAUACCCUUUGUCCUACUUGGUCUAGCCGGUGGAUUGGUUUAUACUGACAACCUAUUACCAGCUGCACCUGUUGGUUUACUUGGGUUGCUCCUGUUGUUCCAGACUACCAGAGUGAGAUUUGUCUUUGACGACGAGGCUCUGGAGGUAAAAGUAGGAGAGCAGCUUCAGGAUUCAGAUGAAAAUGUCUUCGUGGGCGGAAAGAACCGUUGGAAGUACUCAACAUUUGUGAAUUGGGAACUUUGGUGGCCAAGUUUCCCAAUUCUGGUGUAUUUUAAGGAGACACAGACAAAGCCUGAAGGGCAAGUUCACUUUUUCCCAGUCAUUUUUAACGGAAAGCAACUCUAUGAUGUAAUGGUAGAAAGAGCUGGUCCUUCACAAACUAGCGGCCCAAAAUAAUCCUGAAGACUUGGAGUUACAUGAUGGGGAGAUAUUGAGAUAUCAAACUUCAGGAGCAUAAGGUUAAAACUAGCCAUACCCAUCAUUUGAAGCAUCAAAGUGAAUAUUUUGUCUCUAGAUUGCACAUGGUUUUCAUAUCAGAUCUGUCAUGUAUUUAUUCACAAUCUGUACUAUCCUGCAAUUGCAGACAAUCAACUAUAAAUGAUGUAAGACUCAAGGAUGUAUAUAUUAUAUAGUUCAGGUUUUUGCAGUC